CACACACACACACACACACACACAAACAGAUCCGACCUCGCCUUGUCUCCUGCUUUCUGGCUCCCUGAACAACAACGCCUUCUUUUGCUUCUUCUUUUUACAUGCAGACCAUGGUGGUGGUGAUCAAGACGGCCAAUGCGCCCCAGGACGUGCGGGAUGUCCGCGUCCAAUGUGACACCAAUGACACGGUUGCCGCGCUCAAGACCAAAAUCACCUCAUGCCAUCCGCUCAAGCCCGCCACCACGGAUCAGCGAUUGAUUUUCAAGGGCGUGUGCUUGCAGGACGCACAAGUGCUGCGCGACGUGCUCGGCGGCAGCGAGGAUGCCGUGGUGCACCUGGCGCUCCGUGGCCGCAGCUGUGCAUCGCCGGGCGCAACCGCAAACGCCACUUCAGCGUCUACAAGCGUGUCUGCACACUCACUUCGCCAGCGGCGUCAUCGCCCAACCACACACAACCAACAUCACAACCAACACCAGCAUCAACACCAGCACCAGCAGUACCCGUCGUAUGCGUGGUGGUCUGCGUCGCCCGCAACUGUGCCUGCUCCGCAAGGUGUCACUAACGCACACGACGUAGCGGCGUGGCAGCACUACAUGGCGUGGUACCAACAGUACUAUGCAGCCUACGCACAGAGCUUCAUGCACGCCCACCACGUCCACCCCAGCAACAGCCACAGUCACCUGGGCGCAUUUCUGCCACCGUACAGACAGCAACUGCAGCAGGACCACGCAGCUGCGCACGCUGCCGUUGGCACCACAGCGCCGAACAACGAGCAUAAUCCCACACGUGCAGGUGAUACACGCACAGACAACGCACGUGCCAAUGGCGACGGUGGCGGCGAUGGCGCCCGUGUUGGCCGCUUUGCACAGGCCGGUGUUGGCGCAGUGCGCAUUCCUGAUGACGACGCUGCGGUGAACAACGACAACCAGCAGCCCCAAGCCCCCGCCCCAGCCGCUGCUGCUGGUCUUGGUAAUGACAACAACAACAACAACGACAAUGCUGCUGGUGCUGGUGCUGGUGCUGGUGUCGCCAACGGCAUCAACAACGGCGUAAACGCAGCACAGGCGCCCCCAGGUGGCGGGCUUGGCGGCGUGCUGUGGUGGGUGAUCAAGGCUGUUGUUCUUCUUGUGCUCAUCGGUGGACACGACAACAUGCGCCGCCUCUACAUCCUCGCCACCAUGAUUGGCAUCGCCAUCCUGCAACAACUCGGCGCGUUCCAGGCGUUGGCCAACUGGCUGGUGCGGCUGCAGGCCCAGCAGAACGACGGCGCGCACAUCGGCAACGACGCCAUCGAAGGCGAAGACGACGAACAACAAGACAACGAACAACAAGACGACGAACGAGAAGACGAACACGAUGCGAAUGGUGGCGAUGACAACACCACGCCCCAGCGGCGCCGCCGCCGCCUCCCACGCAACGCAGCUGUCAACGCGAACCGGCGGUCGCUGAUGGGAGACAUUGGUGCCAUUGUGCUCACGUUCUUCACGUCCAUGCUUCCCCUGGAGAUGGCACAGCAGAACCUGCGCAUCCAGCAGCAGCAGCAACGACAACAACAACAACAGCAACAGCAGCAGCAGAGGAGGAGGAGGCGAAGGAGGAACGCCGACAACGAAGGCGGUGAUGGUGGCAAUGACGAUAACAAUGCUCCACAACAACAACAACAACAGCAGCAGCAGCAGCAGGCUGUUGUGAUGUGAGCGUUCAUUGUGCAAAGGACAGGAUACAAGCAAGUACGGCCAUGUGAUUACAUUACAAAACCGCUGGGAUUUGUGUUGUUCAGACUGACCUCCCCCCCCCCCGCCCUCAUCUCCCCCCUGUAGACACAACGCGUGAUUGAUACUUCCCUGCGCUGCGCUUUCCACUUCCUUUUUCAUCUCAUUUAAUGUCCCUUUGUGGCGAGUCAAUUAAAGCGUCUAGCAAGCAAG
This is a messenger RNA of Salpingoeca rosetta, 1925 nucleotides long. RefSeq lists its product as uncharacterized. Gene Ontology annotation, biological process: endoplasmic reticulum unfolded protein response. The coding region runs from base 102 to 1697 and encodes 531 amino acids. Gene Ontology annotation, molecular function: protein binding. Lineage: Eukaryota; Choanoflagellata; Craspedida; Salpingoecidae. The transcript is spliced from 4 exons. The record is from RefSeq and is a predicted model, not a curated record.